AAAGUUAGAAAUAUGUCGUAGUACACGCCAUCUUCAUUUUCUCUCGAUUCUCCCGCUCACCACUGUAUACGGCGGCGCGUGCUUCUCAAACGCUUAGUUCAAUUUUCUCAUAGAACGACGUUCUUACCCUUCAGUUGCAUAUUGUUAGGGUUGGUUGAUUAACAGAUGAAUUCUAGAAGGGGAGGUGGUCAGUUAAACAAAGGUAAAAACAUAAUCGGGAGUUCUAGCACAGAUGUUGUUGAUCUAAACCGGAUAGUCCAGGAUAUGAACAUGAAUUCGAGUCGUCAUGUUAGUUGGGAGAAUUUCUCUAAAAAGAACAAAUAUAGUUCCGGAAACAGUGCUUCUUUCAACCACUCAGGUUCUCGGACUCAUAAACCAAAUCUGCAGCGAACCCAUAAUGUGCAGCCGGUAAGACCUCCAAACAACGCGUGGGCCGCCAACCAAACAGGCCGCAGAUACUAUGUUCCUGUUCCUGUUCCUCAACCUUAUAAGGUGGAAGAAGAUGUUGCUGUUGAAGAUCACGCUGACAAUUAUGAAUCUGAUGAUGAACUUAACUAUGAUGAAUAUGAUUAUGAUUCAGAUGAUAACCCUAUCAGCCAUGAAGAGCGGAAGAAGAACAGGUGGUAUGCCGACUUUUUCGAGACUUUGGACUCGUUAACCAUUGACCAGAUUAACGAACCAACAAGGCAGUGGCAUUGCCCCGCUUGUCAGAAUGGUCCCGGUGCGAUUGACUGGUACUGCAGUAUACAGGCUCUAGUAGCACAUGCUAAAACUAAAGGGUCCAAAAGAGUAAAGAUUCAUAGAGAUUUAGCGGGAAUAUUGGAGGAAGAGUUGAGAAGAAAGGGCGCAACGGUUAAUCCAGCUGGCAAAUCGUACGGACAGUGGACCGGACUGAAUGAAGUUGUAAAAGACAAGCAGAUAGUUUGGCCACCAAUGGUGAUCAUCAUGAACACACGGCUCGAACAAGACGAGAACGAAAAGUGGGUAGGCAUGGGGAACCCAGAGCUUCUUGAUUACUUCGGGUCGUAUGAAGCGGUGAAAGCCCGCCAUUCUUACGGGCCAAAAGGGCACAUGGGCAUGAGCGUACUGAUAUUCGAGUCAUCGGCUGUUGGAUACACAGAGGCUGUACGACUGAGCCAACAUUUCGAGAACGAAGGUACCGACCGAGUCGCAUGGGACCGCAACCCUAUUUUGUUCUAUCCUGGAGGUAAACGAAAGCUUUAUGGUUACAUGGCGACAAAAGGAGAUAUGGAUAUCUUUAACAAGCACUCUAAAGGGAAAGUAAAGUUGAAGUUCGAAAUGGUUUCUUACCACGAAAAAGUUGUGGAUCAACUGAAACAAAUGAACGAAGAAAACCAGCAACUGCAUUGGUAUAAAGACAAAGCAGUAACUCACCAGAUGCACGCGAAGGCACUUGAAGAGAGUAUCGAUUUGGUAUCUAAAAAACUUAGGAAAAAAGAAGUAGAGGAUCGUAUCAAGAAGGAGAGGACACAACAACACUGUGAGGAGUUGGAGGAAGCGUUGGAUUCACAAGAACAGUUCUUUAAAGACCAGCUGAAGUUGAUGAAAUAUGCCAGGAAUGCAAAAGAAAGCGAGUUUGAUAAGCUGCAGGAGGAAGAUCGCGUGAGGGUUGAAGGAUCUUAUUCGGCAGUGGAUCCACAGAGGGAGGAGAAACUUGAAGAGAUAAAAGAAUUUCAGGAAGAAAGGGAGAAGUUGAAGAGCAUGUAUAUGAAGAAAAAGAUCGAGUUGGAGAAAUGGUUUGAUACCGAGUUGACUCAGUUGAUGGACAAGUACACUCACAUAAACUGAGCCUUAUGCUGCUAGUCCUUAAUAGCCCCUUAAUGAUAUUGCUAAGUUGUAGCUUUGAUCACAUAGUUAUGUAAGGACGUGUUUUGAAAAUCAUAAUUAUUGAUAUGGGCCUUUUCCACA
This is a messenger RNA of Helianthus annuus (common sunflower), 1929 nucleotides long. Its product is annotated as protein SUPPRESSOR OF GENE SILENCING 3-like. Gene Ontology annotation, biological process: regulatory ncRNA-mediated gene silencing; defense response to virus. The coding region runs from base 166 to 1809 and encodes 547 amino acids. The record is from RefSeq and is a predicted model, not a curated record. NCBI's taxonomy places the organism in Eukaryota, Viridiplantae, Streptophyta, Magnoliopsida, Asterales, Asteraceae. The transcript has 6 exons.